CAAAACUGAUAGAUCGAUAUAUAUAUCAAGGAGAAAGAAAGAGCAGAACUGUGACUCACGAGUAAAUGCAUCUCAGAUUCGUCCAGCAGAAGAACUAAGAAGACCAUCCGAGAAACAUCUGUUGAAUAUUUUGCAUCGCUAAUUUAACCGAAUAAAAAAUAAAAAAAGGAAACAUUUUCAAAAUGGAACUCAAGUGGAGGACUCCUGCCAAAAUAAUUGCCAUCAUAGAUGGGGCAUUUUCGAGUCUGUCGGUCAUGAUGUGCCUCCUGACUAUUGUCGUCGUCUUGUUUGGAAAGGAAUACUUGAUUGAAGAAUUGAACAAGGAAGGUGCACUUGGGGACAAUGAUGCUGCUGAAGCUGCAGAUCUCUUCCGGAGACAUUCAUCUGUCAUGAUUGCAAUGAUGGUCGUUCUGAUUGGAAUCUCUAUCGCUGUCGGAAUAGUGGUUGUGGUUGGAGCUGUCAAACUGUACCAGGCAACGAAACAGAGCGCAAACCCGAGCGAAGUGAAAGGGAAAGCCAGCUUUUACCGAACUUUGAGCAUCAUCAUCUUCAUCCUGGCGAUUUUUGCCCUCCUUGGAGUCAAGGGGGGAGAUGGGACUUGCCUGUUUCUCUUCUGUGGAGCCUUCCGUGGAGUGGCCAUCCUCGUGGUGUCAUUUUUCAUGAAGGAAUUGGACAAGGUAGCUGGAAGUGCACCACCAGUCUACUACGACGUGGGAAAGGGGGUUUAGAUCUGAAGCAGGAUGUCACAAAUCGAUUCUUGUUCUAAAUAAUGUAUGUGUCAAUGUUUGUGUCCAAAAUAUUUGGGCCUAUCCGCUUUUUGCAAAUCAAUUCAUAAUUAAAUAUGAGAAGUACUACUGAUAUAAUUUCUUAAAAAACCAUAUGUCUAUGUAGAUGCCAUCUCUGUACGUUACAAUUUAAAAUCUUGUCAAUACUCGUACUAGAACUGCUUCCAAUUCUUAUUCCUAAAUAAUUAAUUUCGUAAUUUUUCAUUAAUAAUUCUAAGUUCAUGUAUUACAUAAUAUGUAGAUCUGAUGAAUUUCCAGCCAUUAUUUAAUUUUGCUGCCUCAUGCAGUACUGAUGCUGCUUUAGUAAUUAAUACGCAUUCUGGUUAACUUGUAACUUUCCCUUGGAAUCCGGAUCGGAUUUAUGCUUUCUUUGUUAGGUUUAGGUUAUAAAAUUAGACGACAUGUUUAUAGGAUUAAGCUUUGUGGAAUAUAUAUAUAUGUAUACCUGUUAUAUGUAUACCUGUUAUAUGUGUACCUGUUACAGAAAUGAAAAUUGCAGACUGAAAUUGCCACCUCAAGUUAAAUAUUUAUUUAUUUAGUCGGUCUGAAAUGUUGUAAAGAAAAAAUAACGGUUUAGCUUCUUUCUCUACGAAAAACUGUACUCUCUAGUUUUGCGAUUCGGGUGAAACAGAUUCGAUGUAAAAAUCAAUAUAUAUUUCAAAUAAAGUGUCAUUUUUCGAUCAAUGUUAAUACGCUUUUUCUGUUAUUGCUAACAACGUUUUAACGUCAUGUGUAAUUACUCAAAAAUAGAACAAAAAGUUACUAUUGCUAGAUAUUUCGAGGUUAUACACAUGUAUACAUACAUACAUAUGUACAAUUGAGAAAUGGGGAAUAAAUGAUCGUUUAUUUUAAUAACUGAAAAA
Molecule: messenger RNA, 1648 nt
Organism: Folsomia candida
Lineage: Eukaryota; Metazoa; Arthropoda; Collembola; Entomobryomorpha; Isotomidae
Exons: 4
Coding region: 183-728 (181 amino acids)
Source: RefSeq, a predicted model, not a curated record